This is a messenger RNA of Eremothecium gossypii ATCC 10895, 645 nucleotides long. RefSeq names its product mitochondrial ribosome assembly protein RRG9 (gene RRG9). Bases 1 to 645 code for a protein of 214 amino acids. Lineage: Eukaryota; Fungi; Ascomycota; Saccharomycetes; Saccharomycetales; Saccharomycetaceae. The record is from RefSeq and is marked provisional. The transcript has a single exon. Gene Ontology annotation, cellular component: nucleus.
AUGCUCGGUUCUUACUUUGCUAAUUUGCCACACUUAUAUGUCCAUGCUGCUGGCUUGAGGGCGCUUUCUACGUCCGCACAGCUUCGGACUAAAGCUCCAAGUGCAAGGAAACUCAUCAAGAUGGUAACGGAAAGCAGUUUGAGCAAAAAAGAGCUUGAAUCAGGAACUCCGAUCGAGACCCAGGUGGGAAAGGGCCACGAAGAGGUACCUGAGUGGAAGAAACAAAAACUUGCAUUGCAUAAAAAGUUAAACGGCGAGCAUUGGAAUCCAAAGAAGAAGCUUUCUCGAGAUCAGCAGGACGCCGUGCGAAUGCUAAAGCAAAGAUACCCGGAUAUGACGAACAGCAAUCUAGCUGAUUAUUUCAAGGUUUCCGCUGAGAGCAUCCGAAGAAUACUUAAGGCGAAGUGGCAGCCCAACGAGGAUGAGAUGCUCGAGAUGCAGGAGCGCUGGAAAAGGAGAGGCACAAGGAUCAAAGAAGAGCUGAGGGAGUCAGGUGCCAUACCUGAACGGAGGAUUCGCAUUGCAUCGGAUGGAAAUGCCUUUCGGGUGCGAAGCGUCGAAACUCCUGGCGAGAAAAGUUCGAAAGGCAUUUCAACACCGCUUCAGAAGAACUUGCAUCGGCUGCUCCGGAACACGAGGAAGUGA